AUGCCUGGUCCUGCUUGGCUGCGCCCGGGAAAGAAGAUCCUGCAGAGUAUCCGUGUCACCGCCUUUGUCCCGGGGCCGGAGAGAGCGGCGGGCGGCGGGAUGGAGCGGGCGGCCCGUCCGGGAGGGAGCAGGCCGGGCGAGGAGGGCGGGCCCGGGGACGGAGCCGCCCGACCCCCCGGACCGCCGCCCCUCCUCCGGGACCGGGCCCUGGUCCUCGUCCUCGUCCUGGCCCUGGCCCUGCCCGGCCCCGGAGCCUCAGAUGAGCUGCUGCUGGACCCCUCCGAGGGCUGGCUCCCAGACGGGACCUCGGAACCCACGGUCGAAGCCAAGCUCACGCCAGGAGCCCCGGGGUCCAGCUUUCUCCACGGGGUCUUCGCCCCGGCCGUCACGCCCCUUGGGCCGCCUGCAGACGGGUCCGGCGGUGAGGCUUCCGGCGGCGAGGACGGGUCGGACCGACCGAGCCCGGCCCGCUCGGACGUCCCCGCUUGGCCACCCCUAGAGACCUGGAGGGUGGCGGGGCUCGCCCCGUCUCUGCCCGUCACGCCUUUGCCUGAGGAUGAGAUGAGGUCAGUCUUGCCGGGGCCCCGGGAGGCCGAGUACCUCACCACCCUGUCCAUCGGGGCCGGGGGCCGGUUGACCCCGGUGUCCGGCGUGGGCUCCAAGCUCUACAGCCCGGACGCUUUGGCCAUAUCACCCAGUCCCCUGCCUCCGUACGGCUUCCAGCUCUACACCGACGCCCUGGCCGUAUCGCCCAGCCUGCUCCUGUCGGAGGGGAUGCCCCCAGCCUCUCCACACGGUGGAAGUGAGGAAUGGAGUUCCCCAUCCGCAGCAGGAGGGGAUGAUGACGGAAAGCGACGGUCAGCGUCCAGUGGUCCACCGGGAUCGUCAGCUCAGCUGGCAGCGGGGACUCUGAUCCCGACGACCCCUUCUGGGGAUGAGACCGGCGGCUUCAGCCUUGUCCCCGGAAUCACUCCAACCUUGGAUUCCACCCAGCGACCGGCCACUCUUCUGUCUGCUUCCCUCUCCGUCCAGUCAGCCGGGAUUUCGGCCUCCCCCUCAGCUCCCGGCUGGCCUGCCAUCCCGGGGCUCUCUCCCGGCUCCUCCGUGGGGACCGCCGAGCCCCCCACCAGCCCAGUGGCCGCUCCGAGCCGUCCCGAGUGGCCCGGCCCGCUACCUGCUUCUGGCCCUCCGACCCUGUGCGGGCACUGCGGCCCGUCGGCCGGCCCCGGAGGGCACGAUGCUGGGUCUGGGGAUGACCUCGCGACGCCGCUGACCUUGGCCCCGGCAGCAGGAGGGCCCGGCACGGUGGCCCCUACCAGGACGGCAGCCCCAGCCAGCCCCGAGUAUCUGGAGGAGGAGUGGGAGCCGGCGGGAGAUGCCUUUGAUUCCUCGUUCCCCUCGAGACCCGGCAUCUGGUUCUCUUCUCGGCCGGUGAAGGAACUGUGGUCGAGCGCGGUCCCACCCACAGCGUCCAGAGCCGGUCCAGCGGGAGACUUGUCCACCCGGAUCUCUGCCUCCUUCAUCCGGCCAGAGGCGGGGACCCUCGCGGACUCCGCUUCCCAGGGCGUCCUGGCUUCUGAGGCUGAAACGUCGGGCUUGCCGAUCUUCGUCCCGUCCCCGCUCCCCUGGGACGCCCCCGGCAGCCAUCAGGCCUUGGGGGUCUCCAGCUGGGCCGACGAGAAGGUGCCACCCGGUGCCACGGGGGCCGGAAACCCGUCUGCCUCUCCCAGCCUGGCUCCUCUCGCCGAGAUUCCGCCGUUCUCCCUCCAAGGGGCCGCCAGCGUUUCCAAAGCGGGAUUGGGACGCAGCCUGGAUUUCACCCCCGGCCCUCCCUGGACACCCUUCCCGGAGCCUGUGGGGACGGCCUCGCCAACCCACGCCGGUCCGGCCCGGGGCUCCCCGGUGCUCUCGGCUCCGGCCCGGCUCCCCUCAGCCGGGAGCCCGGUCCUUCCCUGGACUGCACGGAGCUCAAACCUCUUCCGUUCAGACUCUCUGUCCAUUCUGAGCGACACGCUGCCGCCACCAUCACCGACCGGCUCCGCUUCCGGCUCCCUCGCGAUCCCGGAAAUGGCUUCGACAUCGCUCCCGGAUUCUGGAGACUCUUUGGCCUCCGCCUGGAACGCAGCUCCCUCUGCCACAGAGUCUUCGCUGGCCUUCUUUGGAUCCUGGGGGCCUCCGUCUGAAGGACCGCACCCCCAGCCAGUCCCCACCCGCAGCCUCUCUGACGGUGACCCUCAGACGGCAUCUGGGCCCUCCUCUUCCUCGGCUGCCCCGGUCUGGACGGAGGGGCCGGCCUCCUCCUCCUCACCCCCGCGGCCUUCAGGUGGAGGCCCUCGGCCCACGUCCUCCGGGCCCUCUUUCUCUGGAAUCCUGCCUAGUCGGGAGCUGGGGGUCUCAAGCGGACCCUGGCCACCGUCGCCCUCCCAACCGAUCUCUGAGAUGACCCCUUCAUCAUCCCCGUCAGGCUUUGUGGCUUUCUCAAACGGCCCCGCCCUGGGCCACCUCUCCGCUGGCCCCAGCGCGGUCAGUGCGGCCAGCGUCACGCCUGUGUUGACCACCACCGCCGGCAUCGGCCCGGGGGACCUGGGACCGACCCUCGGAACUCCGAGCACCCUACCCCUCCCAUCCUCGGGAGCCUCUAGGACCCCAUCCCUCCUACCCACAGUGACCCCCAGCACCCCAUCCCUCCCAUCCCCGGGGGCCACCAGCAUUCCGCCCUUCCCAUCCCAAGGGAUUCCCAGCACCUCACCUCUUCCAUUCCUGGGAACUCCCAGCACCCUUCCCCUCCAGUCCCAGGGGGUCCCCAACAACUCACCCCUCCCAUUGCCAGGAUCCCCCAGCAUCCCACCCUUCCCAACCCCGGUGGCCUCCAGUAGCUCCCCUCUCCUGUUUCCAGAAUCCCCCAGCACCCCGCUCCUCCCUUCUCCAGGAUUCCCCAGUACUUCGCCUCUCCCAUUCCCUGGAACCCCCACUAUCCCACCCUUCCCAUCCCGGGGGGCCUCCAGUAGCCUACUUCUCUUGUUUCCAGAAUCCCCCAGCACCCCGGUCCUCCCUUCUCCAGGAUUCCCCAGUACUUCACCUCUCCCAUUCCCGGGAAACCCCGGCACCCCACCCUUCCCGUCCCCGGGGGCCCCCAGCAGCGCACUUCUCCCGUUUCCAGAAUCCCCCAGCACCCCGUUCCUCCCUUCUCCAGGAUUCCCCAGUACUUCACCUGUCCCAUUCCCAGGAAACCCCGGCACCCCAUCCUUCCCAUCCCCGGGGUCCCCCAGUAGCUCACCUCUCCCGUUCCCGGGAGCCCCCAGCAUGCCCGGUGCGGUCAUCGCCACUCCGACCCCGGUCACCACCCGGCAGCCGUACGUGUGCGACAUCACUGUCCCCGACGCUUACCUCAUCACCGCUGUUUUGGCGCGGAGAGCGGUGCAGGAGUACAUCAUCAUGGCCAUCAAAGAAGUGCUGAGACUCCAGUUCAGCCGGGCCGUGGAGUUGGAGGUGUACGAGUUCUUCCCCGAGUUCUCCUUCCUGGUGACCUCGGGCCCGUUCGUCUAUACGGCCAUUGCCGUGAUCAACGUGCUCAUCAACAGCAGCCUGGUGCGUCACCGAACCCCCCUGAUCCUGUCCGUGCAGCCCACUUUCUCCGUGCCCGGCGCCCGCUACCAGGUGCAGACCGUGCUGCAGUUCGUGCCCCGCGGCGUGGAUCCGCGCUUCUGCAACUUCACGCAGCGCGUGGAGCGGGGCCUGCGCACGGCCUUCGCGGAAGUGAGGAAGCAGCAGCGGGAGACACACAACUUCACCGUGCAGAUCCUGAACGUGACCGUGGGGACCCCCUGGACGGGCCCCCGCCAGGGCCCCGUGAGCGUGGUCUUCGCGGUCCGCGGCCGGGACGGCUUCCUCAACGGCUCGGAGGUCAGCGAGCUGCUGCGCAACCUGAGCCGUGUCGAGUUCAGCUUCUACCUGGGCUUCCCCGUCCAGCAGAUCGCCGAGCCUUUCCAGUACCCACAGCUUAACGUCUCACACCUGAUGAAGUCAUCGUGGGUGAAGACAGUUCUCCUGGGGGUGAUCGAGCGGCGGCUGCAGAGCGACGUGUUCCGGGCCGAAAUGGAGCGCAAGCUAGCCCGGGUGCUCAGCGAGGCCCUGGCCGGCCGGCGGCUUUGGAGAAGGGCCAGCUUCGCCGGCAGCAGGGUGGUGCAGGUGGUGAACGUGUCCAGGCUGGAGGGAGACGACAGCCCGGUGCAGCUGGUCUACUUCGUGGAGGACCAGGACGGCCAGAGGCUCGGGGCCGCCGCCGCCUCCGAGCUCAUCAACCGCGUCGACCUCCAGAGAGCCGCCAUCAUCCUCGGCUACCGCAUCCGAGGCUCCCUCGCCCAGCCCUUGGACCGGGCGAGGGGCCUCCCCCCCGAGUCCCGGAGCAACAACCUGUGGAUCGCGGUCGGCGUGGCGGGGCCCGCCGUGGUGGUCGUGGCCGUCUUGGUCAUCCUCUACUGGAAACUCUGCCGCACCGACAAGCUGGACUUCCAGACUGACCCCAGUGGCACCGUCCAGCCCCGCCAGAAGCUGCAGGUCCCCAGCGUCAAGGGCUUUGACUUUGCCAAGCAGCACCUGGGCCAGCACAGCAAGGACGACAUCCUGACCCUCCAGGAGCCGGACGCCCCGCCGCCGCCGCCGCCGCCCGGCCCGGGGAAGGAGCCCGCGCCACCGCCGCCGCCGCCGUCGGAGAACGGAGAGGUGGCCGGCCCCGCGGGGAACCCGGCCGCCAAGGCCCCGCCGCCGGCCCGUCGCCGCGGGAGGGUGUCCCCGUCGGACGCGGACUCCUCGGAGAGCGAGCCGUCGAGCGAGAGGGAAGCUACGGACGAGCCCGCCGGCCUCCCGGCCCCGGCGGGCAGAGCCUCCCGAGAGCCCCAAGGUGGCCCGCUGGCUCCUGGGGGCGGGAACGAGCUGCCAUCCUCGGCGUCCCUCUUUGAGCACGUGGACCGGAUGCCCCGGGCCCCCGAGCCCGCCCGAAGGCUCCCCGGGAAGAUCCAGCUGAUCGCCAUGCAGCCCAUCCCGGCCCCGCCGCUGGCCGACAUGGCUCUGUCGGACCGCAUCGCCGAGACCAAUAAGAUGAACAAGGAGAUUCAGACCGCCCUGCGGCACAAGUCAGAGAUCGAACAUCACCGCAACAAGAUCCGGCUGCGGGCCAAGCGGCGUGGCCACUACGAGUUCCCCGUGGCAGACGACCUGGCGUCCGGCGACUCCCGCGAGCGGCACCGCGUCUAUCGCAAGGCCCAGAUGCAGAUCGACAAGAUCCUGGACCCAGGGGCCAGCGUGCCCAGCGUCUUCAUAGAGCCCAGGAAGAGCUCCAGGGCCAAGCGUUCCCCCAAGCUCCGGCGACGCCACCCUGCCACCAGCAGCAGCCCCGCCGACGCCGAGCGCGACCGCCUCCUCACCACCGACAGCGACGGCACCUGCAAGCGGCCCCCCGGCGUCCACAACUCCGCCUACGUCUCGGACCCCGACCUCCCCGCCGAGCCGCGGACGCCUUCCUCCGAGGAGCCGGGAGGGGAUGCGGACCAACCCACCGGCCCCCCGUACGUCCCGCCCCGCCCAUCCAUCGAAGAGGCCCGCCAGACCAUGCACUGCCUUCUGGAUGACGCCUUCGCCCUGGUGGCCCCCGGCGGCCCCUGUGCCACCCCCCCCGUGGCCCGGGCACCCCCAGCCAGCCACGGCACCCCCGGAGCUGAAGGGAGGCGAGCCGGCCCGUGGGGCCCCGUGUCGGUGGCCCACAACCCCGGCCACCGCUACGACAGCUACUGCCUGACGCCCCAACCGGCUCCAGCUCCGGCCCAGAGGCCUGGUUUCGGUCCCGGCUUCCUCCCACCCCCCGAGCCCCAGCAGCCGGUGGCGGGUGCCCCGUUCGCCACCCGCGGGGUUCCCGUCGAGCAGCUGCCGUCCGUGGCCCGACCCCGGCCCAUCGGGGGGGCCACAGGGCCCCAGGGGCAGCAGCUCGUCCCACUGGACCUCCCCGGCCGCAUCGCAGCCCAGCCCGUGGACGUCCCAACUGGAAGAGCCGGGCCCGGCCAGUGUGGGGGGCCGGGCUGGCCCUCGCUCGGUGGCCAGGAGCAGGGAGUGAGGAGAGGAGAGGCCAGCUAUCUGCUGGGAGUCCAAGAAUACCCUUCCUCCUCCCUGUUUCCGGGGCCCAGGACAGUAGCUCGGGAGCCCUCGGCCCCCUCGGCCCACCAGGGUCCCGGCUUCUCCCCCGGCGCCGCGGCGGACCCACCCCCGGCCCACUCCUCGGCCUCCCUGAUCAAAGCCAUCCGCGAGGAGCUGUUGCGUUUGGCCCAGAAACAGAGCGUGGGGGCUCCCUUUCACAGCUGAUUGCCCCGGCCGGGGCUCCAUCCGCUUCCCGUGGAAGCAAGGCGGCCAGGAGCCCCCACUGCCGGGAACCGGCCGGGCCCCGCGGGGCUCCGCUUCCUUGUCGGCUUGCUCCUGGACCCGGGGGACCGGAUUUCACCCGCCGCGGCUCGGAAGCGAAGGGUUCGCCCCUCGGAGGAACCCACCCCAUCCACUCCAGCCGGCUGAAGGGCUCUGUGGGAGACUCCUGACGGCGCCCAGCUAGGCAUCGGGUGGACCAGACUGACCGAAGCGCCCGUGGGGUUCAGCUGGGGACUGCUGGCCCUGGGAGCGAAGACGAUGGUGAUGAGAUGUGCCACCCACCCCUCUCCCCCUUGGGUUGGGGGGGGCACUGACCAAGAGGAGGCCCAGCUGACCAAUGCAGGAGCCAUGCGGGCCAACCUCUGCCCCAUCCCCUCUCCCGGCUCUUCCGGGGCACUGGGAGGUGACCAGGCUGGUUCUGGCCGGGGACUCUCAGCCCCUCUAGGAGCGAGAGAUUGGGCGGUGUGGCCGUUUCACCCAGCUUUGAGGACCGGGAUGAUAAUCCGGCCGCACCUGCGGAGUUUCUCGGUUUGGUUCUGGAUCAGGUGCUUGGAGGAGUUUUGCUUGGGCAGGGUUCAGGGCGCCGGGGUGGGCUGGCCAGGAGCCCCCAGUUCUCCGAGGAUCCCGAAGCACUUCUCCUGGGGGCGUGAGCAGCCGUCCACAACGGAGCCCCAAAGUCACGCCCGGGCAAGGUUGGGGUUCACCGCGCUGCCAGAGAGGACGUCCGUGACCUGCCCCUCCCUCUCUGCUUGCAGGAGGUGGGGGUGCGCCCCACAACCCUUGGGACAGCCCUGCACUUGGGCCAGGACCUGUUCCCCUCUGGGAGCCAGGGGGGUUGGGAGGGGAGAUUUUGGGGGCCCACUGGGACAAACUGGAAGUGAGUGUGCAGGCCAAAGGCCAAGGUAGUGCUACUUUAUGGGACUGAGCUCCUCAGAGUUGGUAUCUCACGCCGUGGUCGGUUGUCAGGACGAAGCUGGCCGCUCUGGGGCACGGUGGUAGCCAGUCGGGCUCUGACCGGGCCACGUUUGGGUCCCCCACAACUCUCCCGUGGAGCCAGUCAAGUUGGGGCAGUGAAAGGGAUGGGCCGGAGCUGAGGGGCCUGGUGCUCCCGCUGACCUGGGUCAUCCCAGGAUGUCCCAGGUGACAAGCCCGGGCCGAGACCCUCUCCCCCUACCCCAACCAUCCCUGUGUGCGGUUGGUGCAGGGGGUAUGUCCGUAGAGGGGUUCCUGAACCUCUGUGUUGUUCUCUGUUGUGGCUUGGGUACCAAUCAGCCCCCGCUGUGGGUGCGAAAAUAAGAGAUGCUGUUUUGCACA
Molecule: messenger RNA, 7722 nt
Organism: Tachyglossus aculeatus (Australian echidna)
Lineage: Eukaryota; Metazoa; Chordata; Mammalia; Monotremata; Tachyglossidae
Product: KIAA1549 ortholog
Exons: 21
Coding region: 1-6351 (2116 amino acids)
Source: RefSeq, a predicted model, not a curated record